AUGGCGCCGGCGCCCACAUCACCGAUCACUAGGGCAACUGUGGACACAAUCAUCUUUGUGGAUGUGGACGGAGUGCUCAACGUCGGUAUCCAAGACGACGGAAAGCCUCCUCUGCUCUUUCGCGAUGAGGACGUCUACACUGCCGUGCGGCUUGCGAAGAAGGGUUACAACGGCCCUGAGGCAGGCUGCGUGGAGAAGCUAAGCGCGCUAGCCGAACACCAGGUUGGAUUCCACGAGGACGGCACUUAUGAGAAGCUGAUGACUCGAAACGGUGCCGAGUUGACCGAUCUUCUGGUACAGCGGCUUGCAAAAGUCAUCGCGCUGGGAGGCCCAACCACCAAGGUCGUGCUCUCCUCGAGCUGGCGAAGGCCCCACCACCGGAGCCGCCGGCGCCAGCUGGAACAGUCUCUGACGCAGCACCUGGGACAAGCGUUCCGCUUCCACUCUGUCACCGCCUUGUAUCGCGAGGAAAAGACAGCUGCUGAUCGCUUGGAGACCGUGGGCGAUUACCUCGCCGAAUUCUGCCACCGACGUGAUGACGUGACGACCUUGCGAGUCCUCAUGCUAGAGGACUUCUUCAUCACGCCACUGGAUGGCUGGAAGCUCAAAGGCCGGGCCAUUAGGAGCUCGAGCGAUGCCGAGCGCUACUUGGACAGCCGUGCCCGCAGCAUGUCACCGGCGCUGAGCGUCCAGUCGAAGCUUUGCCAUUGCUAUGACAAUGUCAAGACAAGCGGCGGACUGACCAUGCAGGUAGGCACUGGCUUCACACAGCAGCUGUUUGAAGAGGCCAGUGCCUUCCUAGACCGUGAGAAACAGGAGGAAUCGGCUGCGAACGAUCAAGGCGAAGAGCAGGAGCAGCAGGACUUCCUUCCAACGCUUGUGCAGCGUGUUAUCCCCGAGGCCAAAGUGGAGGAACCCACCAUCAUGCAGAUCAUCUCGGCUUUUGUCCCUCCAGUCAGCUCGAUGGUCAGAGCCUUCUGA
Molecule: messenger RNA, 981 nt
Organism: Symbiodinium natans
Lineage: Eukaryota; Dinophyceae; Suessiales; Symbiodiniaceae
Source: the annotation of a GenBank genome assembly